Messenger RNA from Paramecium octaurelia, 1011 nucleotides. NCBI's taxonomy places the organism in Eukaryota, Ciliophora, Oligohymenophorea, Peniculida, Parameciidae. The record is from the annotation of a GenBank genome assembly.
AUGUCGUUGAUUGUCAGAAAUAUAUCAAGCAUUAGAGAAGAAUGGAGAUAACUCAUGAAAAAGAAGAUUAAAAAAACCAAAAGAAAGAAUUAAUAUACUAUACCAUAUAAGUUUGAUGAUGAUAUUUAGAACGCUCAAUAGAAAGAUGAUUCGUUGUUGAUUGUUUAAAAUAUACCGGCAACAAUCCCAAAUAACAAUGUUUUUAGAUUAAAAAACAACAUUUAGUUUUCUUUAAAUAUAACUAAGGAUCACUCACUUGGUUCGCUAUUUGUGGACCCUCAUUCUAACAAUUAUAAAAUUGUUAGAAUAGAUAAAAGGAAAAACCUAUUCAUACUUACUUUAGAUUAAAUAGAUAGACCUAUUACCCCAACUGAAGUUCUGUAUUCUAUAUUUAGAGAUAGAAACUCAGAAUUAGCCAAAGCAUUUAUGUAAUAUAAUAAUAGAAACCUUGAUCCAACAAAUUUCAAACUUCGCGCAAUGUAAGAAAUGCUGGAUUUUGAAUAACAGAUUAAAGGCAAGCCUUAUGCAGUUUAUGUAAAUAUUUAUAAGGACGGCAUAUGGAAAACAUUUUAAAAGAUUUAUAGCUAAGAAAUACUACAAGUUUAGGGUAUAUCAGAGGACAUGCUCUUUCACUAUUGCAAUGAAACUAAUUUAAUCCCCAUUAGUGCUUAUUUUGAUGAGAAUGAUGAACAAUUGAAUGUUUUUUAUAAAAUUUUUAAAGGAAUUGUUGGCCAAUAAUCAAUAAAAAGAGAAUAUAUGAAUUACAAUGGAGAGCAAUUUACUGCGUCUCUCACAGUUUAAUGUUUCUUUAUAUAUGAUGAAGAAAAGGAUAUUUUAUUCGAUUAUACAUACUUUGUGACAGAUUGUGACAAAAAAUGGUUAUCAUAGGAGAGAGUCAAAUAGAAUGAGUUAGAAUAUUUUAAUAUCAAACCAAACUCUAGUUCGACAGAAGAGUCCUUUUAUUAAGAGCCAUUAAGAAGAUGUGGAUUCAAAAUUAUAAAUCAGAAGUGA